Messenger RNA from Soboliphyme baturini, 666 nucleotides. Lineage: Eukaryota; Metazoa; Nematoda; Enoplea; Dioctophymatida; Soboliphymatidae. The record is from the annotation of a GenBank genome assembly.
AUGAAGAGGUGCGAACCUAACAUCGAGAUGUGUGACUCCGAGGUUGGUCCUUCAUCUUCGUCUACCAACCCCUCCGCCGGUUCCGAUAUUGUCAGCAAUGCGGCAAAACGUCCUAAGAAAACGCAGAGACGAAGGUUCGAGAUGUUUCUGAAUGCUGUCGACCGUUUCAUCAGUCGGUUGUCAAUGUCCAUUAGGAUUUCGACCUGUCGGCGUCGGUUGGAGAACUCCGGCGCCAUUGUUGGUGCGGAUGGCAUGGUAUCGAUGAGGGAAUUGGAGCUACUGCACCGCGAAAUGACACAAGACCUUCAGCGGAAUUGUAACGAAAGGUUGGAGGAGCUGAUCUCUGGAUGUGAGCUAGCUGAGGCUUUGAACAAUGCCGACGAGUUGGUGCUCAAAGCGGCCAUCACGAAUCCAAAGAACGAGUCCAAAUGGCGAUUCACCGGCCACCCAUGGGUCGACCUUCGACCGUACCGUUGCCGCGCGCUUGUCCGGCAGCGGGACUUCGUCCGGGACCAGCUAGCCGAGCUUGCCAAAACCAAGGAACUUCUUUGCACCUCAGUGAGGGCCCGUCGCGAACGACUUGCCACCAUGCGCAGUGACUUCGACUCGUUACAUCAAGAAGUCAAGCAACUGUUUGCUUCGCUAGUUCCGGACGAUACGUCUUAA